Molecule: messenger RNA, 1017 nt
Organism: Macrosiphum euphorbiae (potato aphid)
Lineage: Eukaryota; Metazoa; Arthropoda; Insecta; Hemiptera; Aphididae
Source: the annotation of a GenBank genome assembly
AUGACUGAAACAAUGGGAUUUGAUCUGCAAGAUAAGUCUGCACACAUAAGUUCAUUAAACAAAACUCCAGCCUCCAUUGUACAAGAGUAUGCAGCCAAAAAUCGCCUUGUUCCUCAGUAUGAUCUCAUACAUAAUGGUGUUUCACAUAGUAAGGUUAGCUUUAAGUAUAGUCUGACUCUCGAUGAUUAUGUAGCUGUUGGCGAUGGAUCUUCCAAAAAAGAAGCCAAGCAUGUGGCAGCGUUAAAUCUCCUUAAAAUUAUGAUUAAUGAUAAACCGGAGUUGUUGAAUACUGAUUUUAAACAGUGGGAUUUUGAUAAUCAUGUUGUCUCUCCAUUUGAUAACAAUAUAAAAGUAAACGCUGUUGGACAAUUGAAUGACAUUUGUACAAACAAUAAACUGGGAUUGCCCGAAUUUAAUUUAGUUAGAGAAGAAGGACAAGCCCAUGCUAAACUAUUUACUAUCAGUUGUCAUGUAGCUAAAAUGAUCGAAACAGCAACACACAAAACCAAAAAACAGGCCAAGCAUCUGGCUGCUGUUCAAAUGGUGAAUAAAUUAAUGUCUAUUGACAAGUCACUGGUAAUGGAAGGGGAUCCAAUAGUAUCCGAUUCAAUGAAAGUCUUGGAACAAGUUGAAAUCAUUAAAUCAGAGCAAGUAAAAAAAUAUUUGCCCAUGGAUGUAGAUUUUGAUAAUUAUCAUUUGCUUUUUAAAGAAACAACUGAAUGGACAAACUCAGUUACGCUUCAGAAGGUAAUUGAUGAGUAUAACAAAUAUGGUACAUUGGAAUUACCUGAUUAUUUCAAAGUGUUAUGCAAUGUUGUCACUGAAUGUGAUUUGUGCUUAACAUCAAAUACUUUAGACACAGAAGGUGCUGAAAAAGGAUCUAAUGUUUUUCAUAUUCUUACUAUAAAUAAUGUAUACCCUGCUGUUCAUGGUAUUGGUGAGGGUGUAGACACUGCAUUUGCUCAACAAAUGGCUGCAAAACAGUUACUAAUUUCUAUCUGUAUAUUAAUACAAUAA